Psilocybe cubensis is the source of this 1488-nucleotide messenger RNA. RefSeq lists its product as uncharacterized. Gene Ontology annotation, cellular component: membrane. Gene Ontology annotation, biological process: carbohydrate transport; transmembrane transport. Lineage: Eukaryota; Fungi; Basidiomycota; Agaricomycetes; Agaricales; Agrocybaceae. Bases 1 to 1488 code for a protein of 495 amino acids. The transcript is spliced from 22 exons. The record is from RefSeq and is a predicted model, not a curated record. Gene Ontology annotation, molecular function: carbohydrate:proton symporter activity.
AUGGCUGGUGGUCCCGCUGUUGCAUCGGAUGGCGCUGGCUAUAGGCAGUUUAUUACAGAUACUCGGCCAUGGUACAAGAACAAACGCAUUAUUGCCCUUAAUUUAUGCAUCUGCUUGCUACUCAUCACAUCGUCGACGAACGGUUACGAUGGUAGUAUGAUGAGUGGGUAUAUCCUUUCGUCAUUUGAAGUGGAGUACUCAAGUGUCACGGCUUGGGAAGAUGAAUUCCACACCCCGCAUGGAGGCAAAAACAUCGGGUCUCUCGCCGCAUACCCCUUCGCUCCAUACUUCGCUGAUGGCUUUGGUCGUCGCCCAACCAUUUUCUUCGGAGCAUGUAUCAUGGUAGCCGCUACCAUUCUGCAAACGGCGGCACACUCCUUCGGAAUGUUUAUCGGUGCACGAUUCCUCAUUGGCUUUGGUCUCACAUUCGCCGCAGCAGCUGCCCCUCUUCUCGUCACGGAAAUCGCAUAUCCAACUCAACGUGCUCAGGCGACCUCCAUGUACAACACACUCUGGUAUCUCGGAAGUAUAAUUGCGGCGUGGACAACCUUUGGCACGUUCCGCAUCAACAACAACUGGGCAUGGCGCAUUCCCUCCGCUUUGCAAGGCUUGCCGUCGGUUCUCCAAAUUUUCCUCAUUUGGCUGGUCCCCGAGUCUCCUCGUUUCCUCGUCAGCAAAGGACGUGAAGCCGAGGCACUUAAGACUUUGGCGUAUUACCACGCAAAUAGCAACCAAAAUGACCCGCUCGUCCAAUACGAGUUCGAGGAGAUCAAAGCUGCCAUUGCCUUCGAUCGAGAUGUUGCCGCUAACGUCGGAUGGCUUUCUUUGUUCAAGUCUGCGGGUAACCGCCGCCGUAUGCGCAUUAUUAUUGCCAUCGCUUUCUUCUCACAGUGGUCUGGCAACGGUCUGGUAUCUUACUACCUCAACAAGGUUUUCAUCAGUAUUGGAAUCACCGACAACAGUACCCAGCUUCUCAUCAAUGGUAUCUUGAACAUCUGGAACUUUAUCAUCGCCAUCGGUGCCGGAUUCUUGUGUGAGAGAGUUGGACGCAGACGCCUGUUCAUGACAUCGACUAUCGGCAUGUUGAUCUUCUGGACUCUCCAAUCUGUCUGCCUUGCCUUCACCCCUCUUAUUGUAUCAUACACCGUUGAAAUUCUACCUUACUCGCUCCGUGCUAAAGGAUUCACCAUUUUCAACUUCUCAAUUUCGUUGUCUCUCAUCUUCAACCAAUACGUCAACCCAAUUGCUCUUGCACACCUCGGCUGGAAGUACUAUAUGGUGUACGUUGCCUGGAUUGCAUUCGAAGUCGUAUUCUGCUACUUCUUCAUCAUUGAAACCAAAGGGCUCAGUCUUGAGGAAACUGCUGCACUAUUCGACGGCGACGAAACUGUCAAUAUGAUCACCGGAACAGCUCAUGUUGGAACAACCGGAGAGAAGGACAUUGACAACGACAGCAACGAGAAGAUCUCUGACACUCGAAUUGAGUGA